Hemibagrus wyckioides is the source of this 2178-nucleotide messenger RNA. RefSeq names its product coiled-coil domain containing 3a (gene ccdc3a). Gene Ontology annotation, cellular component: extracellular region. Lineage: Eukaryota; Metazoa; Chordata; Actinopteri; Siluriformes; Bagridae. The record is from RefSeq and is a predicted model, not a curated record. Gene Ontology annotation, biological process: negative regulation of gene expression. The transcript has 3 exons. Bases 229 to 1083 code for a protein of 284 amino acids.
AGAGAAGGUUCACAGGUUUACACACAGAGCAGACGGGACAGAGCUGGAGAGAGAGGAGCGCACCUUUAGCGCAGAAGCGGUCCAGGUUUCUAAUGCACAUGGUUGAGUUUGUGGACGUUUAUUUGACUCUGAGUGAACUUUCCGAUCAAUCCUAGAUGGAGUCAGAACUCGUGUAGUCGAUUAAAAAGCUUCUCCACACCCCCGCGUCAUCAGUAAAAUCACAGGAAGAUGCUCCUUCCUGCGCUCCUGACCGUCUGGACUCUGCUCAGGCUCGGGUUGGGUUGCCAGCUCCCCACUGAGUGGCGACCCCUGAGUGAGGGAUGUCGCGCAGAGCUCGCUGAGAUCAUCGUGUACGCCAAGGUGCUGGCUCUUUACCGGGAUCCGUACUACCCGCUAAGCGCGCGCUUCACCGCCGGCCACCCGUACGAGUACGAGCGCGCGGGGGCGGAGAGCGCGGACGCGCUGCUCUACACGGCGGAAGUGGAGAUGCUGUGUGAUCAGGCGUGGGGCAGCAUGCUGGAGGUGCCCGCGGGCUCGCGCCUCAACGUCACCGGCCUCGGAUACCUGUCCUGCCAGUCGCACACAGUGAUGGAGAACUACUCCUACAUCUUCUUCCUCAGGAUGGAUGAAAAUUAUAACCUUCUUCCCCACGGUGUUAACUACCAGGACGCCAUCUUCCCCGACACCCAGGAGAACAGACGCAUGUUCUCCAGCCUGUUCCAGUUCUCUAACUGUUCCAGUGAACACACACUUCACAGCUUUAUUUCAGACUGGGAGCAUGAGGAGGAUCACAGGUUGCUGUGCUCAUCCGUGCAGCAGGUGCUGUUUGAGGAGGAGGAGCGUGCAGCUCGUCUGCAGGAGCGCGUCACUGAACUGGAAAAGAAAAACCAGAAGCUAAAAGAUCGCGUCGGGAAGCUGAAGCGUUCUCUGCGUAAAGAACGUAAAACGAGCCGCCGUUACGAACGCGAGCUACAGGAGCUCCAACAUCGUCUGAGCACCAAGAACAAGAACUCUGAACAUCACCUCAACUCCAUCACUCCUCCACAUAGGCUUUCACGCCACAGAUACACACACACACUGUGAACACACACAUCAACAAGGCUUGGACUUGACACUGCUGGACAGUAUCUUCUUUUAAAGUUAAGUAGAAACUGUGCAAAAAUUUGCACACGCUUAGGAUGGUAUGAAGGCAAGGGAAUUUGUUCAUUCAUUCAUUCAUUCAUUCAUUCAUUCAUCUUCAGUAAGCACUGGUCAGGGUCGUGGUGGAUCCAGAGCUUUUAUCAGGAACACUGGGUGAGAAAUGGAAAUACAUCCUGGACAUGACACCAGUUCAUCACAGUACAACGUACACAAAUAUUUUUCUCAGUAUAUAAAUAACCAAGGAUAAUAUUUUGUCUCGUUUGCUAAAUUGGGUUUGUAACUGUUUAGGACUUCUGAUGAGGUUUUAGGUCAUAUUUAUGCAGAAAUAUAGAAAUUCUAAUGGGCCCACAAAUCUUCAAGCACCACUGUAUAAAAAUCAUGGGGUGAACAUCCAUCCAUCCAUCCAUCGUCUGUACCCCGCUUUAUUCCUAAUUAGGGUCAUGGGGAUCUGCUGGAGCCUGUCCCAGCACACACUGGGUGAAAGGCAGGGGAACACCCUGGACAGGUCACCAGUCCAUCACAGGGCCACAUAUAGACAAACACACAGACUCACUCCUACGGGCAAUUUAGAAUCACCAAUCAACCUAAUGUACAUGUUUUUGGACUGUAGGAGGAAACCGGAGUAAACCCAUGCAGGGGAGAACAUGCAAACUCCACACAGAAAGGCUCGAUUCGAACCCAGGACCUUCUUGCUGUGAGGCAACAGUGCUAACCACUAAGCCACCAUGCUAUGGGGCGAACAAUAAAAACAAACAAACAACCCUGAAUCUGUGAGCUUGCAGUAUGAACCACUUUUCAUUUUGUUUAUUACCACAAGAAAAACAGGUAAAUAGUUUACAUUAUAAUAUCAACCACGAAAAAACUGUUGUCUUGACAUAAACGAUCAUUUUGGAAUUUAUUUGAUUUACUGCACAUAUUUCUUCUAUCCAGAAACUGGGGGAUGCAAACUUUUGCUCUCAUUUGUGAAUAUCUUCAGCUUUCUUACUUUUCAUGCUCUCUCUUUUUUUUUUGUGAAUGUUUAUUUUAACCCUUAUAAAG